CGGUGUAGAUCUCUCUCCCUGUGAGGGUUCUCAGUCUCUCUCUGGGUCUCUGUCUCUCAGUCUCAGUCUCUCUGUAUCUCUGUCUCUGUGUCUCUCUGUCUCUUCUCUGUGUCUCUGUGUCUCUCUCUGGGUCUCUGUCUCUCUGGGUCUCUCUCUGGGUCUCUGUCUCUCUGAGUCUCUGUGUCUCUCUGAGUCUCUCUGUCUAUCUGUCCCUGUGUCUCUCUGUCUCUGUGUCUCUGUCUCUCUGGGUCUCUCUCUGUCUCUGUAUCUAUCUGUGUCUCUCUCUGACUCUCUGUCCCUGUAUCUCUGUCUCUCUGUGUCUCUCUGUGUCUCUCUCUGGGUCUCACACCGAGUCGCUGGAGACUGGGCGCAGCUUCCCGCCUCAGAGUCGCCAUGAACGCCUCUCUGCUGCUGCUCCUCUCGGCGUGUCUAAUCGGCACGUCCCUGGCGCUCACAAUCACGUCGACGGGCGGCGAGGUGAUCCAGAAGCUGCAGGGAGCCUCCGUGUCCCUGGCCUGCGCCUUCUCCGUCACGGCCCAAGACGUCGGAGUCCUGGACAUCGAGUGGAUUUUUGUGCCAUCCGACAAAAAGCCGGGCAUCAUGUUCGCCACUUACACGGGGAGCCGCACGUACACCGACACAUCGCCGGCGCACCGCGGCCGCGUCCGGUUCACGCUCGCCGAUCCGUCGACGGGUGACGCCUCCGUGGAGCUGUCCCAGCUCGGCACCCACGACACCGGCACCUUCCUGUGCAAAGUGAAGCAGAUGCCCGGCACCGCCAGCCGCACCAUCGCGCUUACCGUCAUGGCGGUCCCGAGUGCCACGCGCUGCUCCAUUAAGAGCGGCUCGCCGGCUGUGGGGGAGGAUCUGGUGCUCGGCUGCGUCAGCACCGAGGGCACCGCCCCCAUCACCUACACCUGGACCUACACGGGAGGCAUCGGCGGCAGCAUGCCGUCCACGGCCAAGCAAGAAAUGGAAGUGGGCACGCUGGCGCUGAAGAACGCGACUCUGGCGUACGCGGGGACGUACCGCUGCACGGCCACCAACACAGUGGGGACAGACUCCUGCGAGCAGCAGCUCCACAUCGCACAGCACAAGGAGACGAACGUGGGGUCCUUAGUGGCGGCCAUCGUGUGCCCCAUCCUCCUCAUCGCGCUCGCCAUCGCCGUGGUCGUGUGCUGCGUGAGGAGGAGGAACCUCAAGAGGAAGGAAAAGGAGUUGUCGCACGUCAUACGGAUGGACGAGUCUCCUCCGCCCCCGUCAUCGCGCUCCCAGUCGCGCUCCUCGCGACCCCUGACCUCCCAGGCCGGCUCCUCGCGACCCCUGACCUCCCACGCCGGCUCGUCGCGACCCCUGUCCUCCCAGGGGGGAGUGGCGUCACGUGCCGGGGGCGGCCCGCCCAGUUUGUUCGGGGGCGGGAAAACUCCAUCGCAGCUCCAGCCCACCUUUGUCUCCCCGCCGCCCCAGUACGACACGGUGCCGCAACCUUCCUCCUCCUCCGCCUCCUCCAUGGUCUCCUCGCUGCGUGCGGCCCCCCUGGACUCCGCGCUCCAUGUCGGGGCGGGGACCACCCCGGCCGGCGGUGUUCCGGUCUACGCCACCGUCACCCACCAGCCCCAGCGUGGCGGCGGUGGUGGUGGCGCCCCCCCUCCCGGCUCGCAGCGUCCGUUCGUCCGCCUGGACGAGGAGGUGGAGCCCGAUGACGAAGAGGAGGUGGACGAGGAGGACAUGGCGAUGAUCAUCGCCGACGGGAUGGAUCCCCUAGACCACCACCACCCUCCCAAGCAGAGGGGUUACCUCGUUUAG
This is a messenger RNA of Lethenteron reissneri (Far Eastern brook lamprey), 1806 nucleotides long. Its product is annotated as coxsackievirus and adenovirus receptor homolog. Gene Ontology annotation, molecular function: cell adhesion molecule binding. Gene Ontology annotation, biological process: homotypic cell-cell adhesion. Lineage: Eukaryota; Metazoa; Chordata; Hyperoartia; Petromyzontiformes; Petromyzontidae. Gene Ontology annotation, cellular component: basolateral plasma membrane; bicellular tight junction; intercalated disc. The record is from RefSeq and is a predicted model, not a curated record.